ACUUUUUUGUACAUUUUUCUGAUUUUUUCUUAAACUUUCACUCAUAUUUUAUCAUCAUCUGUCUUCUGACUGAUUACUCGUUUCAAUGUUUUUUUUGUAAACUCAAUGAAUAAUAAUUAUAAUAAUAUAUUAUUAUUAUUAUUAUUGUUAUUUUUAAUGUUGUUGCAUAACGUUUUGCAGCUGCAGAAGAGAAACCCAAGAAACCUCCAACUGAGCAGCUGGGAUUUUAUUUUGAAGGUGUUAUCCGGAUGCAGCGUGUGUUCACGUAUGUGUGUGUGUGUGUGUGUGUAUAUGUAUGUGUGUGAGUCUCGGUGUCUUGGUGGAGGGUCGGACACAAACAGAAAGGAAAGAUGUCCCCGCCGCUGCUGCUGCUGCUGCUGCUCGGCCUGCUGACUCUGCUGCUCUGCGUCUUCCGCAGCAGGCACAGACGAAAGGGUGAACCUCCGCUCAUUAAUGGCUGGAUUCCUUUCAUUGGAAAAGCUCUGGAGUUUGGACGAGAUGCUCACAAGUUUCUUGAGAAACAAAAGAAAAAGUGUGGAAACGUUUUCACCGUUCACCUAGCAGGUAAAUACAUGACCUUCAUCAUGGACCCGUUACUGUACCCAAACAUCAUCAAACACGGCAGACAGCUGGACUUCAACGAGUUCAGUGGGAAGGUUGCUCCUGUCACCUUUGACUACCCGCCCGUCAGUGAGGAGGCUUUCCCCGGGAUGACGGAGCAGAUCAAACGCUCCUUCAAGUUCCUCCAGGGGGAAAACUUGUCCACCCUGACAGAGAGCAUGAUGGGAAACCUCAUGAUGGUGUUUCGUCAGGACCACCUGGGCGGUCAACUGGUGGCGGACGGCGACUGGAAGAUCGGCAGCAUGAACAAGUUCUGUAACGCUGUCAUGUUUGAGGCCACCUUACUCACCUUGUACGGCAGGCCCCGCUCCGCCGGCCGUCACAGCGGGAUGGGGGCGCUGAUGGAAGACUUUGCCCACUUUGACAACAAGUUUCCGCUGCUGAUCGCUCAGAUUCCCAUCUGGCUGCUGGGGAAGACCAAGGCCAUCCGCGAGAAGCUGAUCAACCAUUUUCUGCCGCACAGGAUGUCGUGUUGGUCCGAUGCGGCUCAGUUCAUCACAAAACGAGUGGCGAUGUUUGAUCAGUUCGACACAUUGAGGGACGUCCAUAAAGCAGCCCAUCACUUUGCGAUUUUCUGGGCGUCUGUGGGGAACACCAUCCCCGCCUGCUUCUGGGCUGUCUACUACCUGGUGAGUCACCCCGAGGCUCUGCAGGUCGUCCGCCAGGAGAUCCACGAGAGGCUUAGGCUCGACGGGGUCGAGUUCAGCUGCGACAGCGACGUGGCGCUCAGCAGAGAGCAGCUGGACCGGCUGGUUUAUCUGGAGAGCGCCAUCAACGAGAGCCUCCGUCUGUCCUCGGCCUCCAUGAACAUCCGGGUGGUGCAGGAGGACUUCAGGCUGCAGCUCAGCAGCGAGCACUCGGUGGCCGUCAGGAAGGGGGACUUCAUCGCCCUGUACCCUCAGUCCAUGCACAUGGACCCCGAGAUCUACGAGGACCCGCAGUCGUUCCGGUUCGACCGCUACAUCCAGUGCGGCGGACUGAAGACGGACUUCUUCAAAGAGGGUCAGAGGCUGAAGUACUAUCUGAUGCCGUUCGGCUCCGGCUCCUCCAUGUGUCCCGGCCGAUACUUCGCCAUCAAUGAGAUCAAACAGUUUGUGUGUCUGCUGCUGCUCUACUUCGACCUGCAGCUGGAGGCGGGGCAGCCCCGAGUCGCUCUCGACUCGAGCAGAGCCGGACUCGGCAUCUUGCUGCCCGCCACCGACGUUCGCUUCCGUUACAGACUGCGAACAGUCUGACGCCAGGUCAUAGAUUGUGGUGACUCGACCUGAAGUGACUUGACACACACAGGACGAUGUUCCAUCAACCAAACAAGUGACUCGAUCAACUAAUUAAGUGACUUUAUCAACCACACAAGUGACUCGAUCAACCAGUCAAGCGACUCGAUCAGCCAGACAAGUGACUCAACCUGAAGCAACUCAAUAAACCACACAAGCGACUCGAUCAACCACACAAUCGACUCGAUCAACCACACAAGAGACUUGAUCAAUCAGACAAGUGACUCAACCUGAAGCGACUCGAUAAGCCACACAAGCAACUCGAUCAACCACAAAAGCGACUCGAUCAACCAGACAAGUGACUCCACCUGAAGCAACUCGAUCAACCAAACAUAGCUCUAUUUCUGUAAUUUAAGUAAUCCAGUAAUCUUCUCUCUGGCUCUCAACGAAGGCGGUCUCCCUUUUCUCUCCUCUCCCCUACCUUGCCUUCGCUGCUUCGCUCCUCUCAUCUCGUCUGGUCUACUGUCACUACUAUCAUGGAUUUGAUCAACUGGUCUCUCAGCUCAAUUGACACCAUCUUCUCGACGAGAAGCCUGGGCUCGGGGGAGCCCACCUGUCCUGCCGGGACGUUCGCAGCUGGCCACACAAUGGACGUGUGGGAGGUGGCGAGUCGUGUGACUGGCGGCUCUUUCCGUGGAGGACUUUAAAGAUAUUGACCUAUUCGGAACCAUGAUUACAGGUCUUUUGCUGAUUGGAUUAGGCAUUGCCCUGGUUUAUCGAGGAAUACAGUAAAUGGUGACAGUUUUCCAAAGCCCCAUAAGGCUGCCCGACCUGGGCAGAGCUGUCUGCACUCAGACUGCGACUAUAAACCGCGAUAUUGAUAAUAUCUUGGAGAAACUGACGGCUUUGCAAAGGCGAAUGGAUUCGGAGACCAGAAUUGGACAAGGAGAGUGGUCAUGUAAAUUGAAUAUGGCCACUCGCCCAAAGCCCAAACAAUCCCAAUCUUAUCUGCUUUUGGCACCCUCAACCAGCUCUGACCUCAAGGGCGUUGCUGGAAUCAACAACUCCCCUGGAAAACUCUGCAGCGAGACACUCUUCAACCCCUCCCCCACCUCCCACAGACACUUGCGGAUUGUUGACUGUCUGGAACCUGACCAAGGCUGUCUCCAUGGCAACUUGCUGUGUUAUCGAUAUGACAUUCUUACAAACUGAGGCACUGACUGAUUGGGUUGCUAGACGAGGCGACUCCCCAGGCCUAUACAUACACACACAAACUCCUACACAUAUACAGAUAUGCAAUCAAUCCUCCUGCUACCCCCAUAAGUUUUUUCAUGUUGUAAAGUGUAUUAUGUGCUUAUGUUGCUCCUCCCCUCUCCUCAUAUUAUGAGGUUGGCUUGACUCGCACUGACUUGACCAGACUUGACUAAACCCAACCUGAAAGACAUAGUGACACAACUCAACUGCAGCAGUAUUCGUUCACCACCAGAAUCAUCACAGGGAGUGAAAUGAUUUUCAGCUUCAGAUAAUUAAAUGCGUUCAAUAAUUCACAUUAACGUUUUUGUUGAUGGAUCAGAAGCGGGACCGUCUGUGGAUUCAAGUCUUCCGUGAUAUUUUGCUCGUUAUUAACGUUGUUUUAACAGAAUCACAGCAGGACCAUGAUAUCAAACACUAAACUGAACUUUAAAGGUACACUUCAAUAUUUCACUUCUUUAAUCACUCUUUAGUUCUUACAGAUGUUACUCUUCUGCUGUUGAUACGAAGGUUAAAGGAACAGUCCAACAUUUCUCUGGAUCUAGGACCGUUCUGGUUGUUGUCUGUAGUCUGAGGCUGCAGGUCGGCACUCAGACGCUUCAGUCACGGUGCAGUCUGGGAAUCAGAUUUAGCUUUUUAUUGGUUUCACAUCAGUGAAACAUUCAAACUCAAACUCUGUUGUUGUGUAAACAGUGAGCAGAGAUAUCUGAUGUUCCCUGGAACAGAGUCCAGCAGACUGGAAGCAGAGGGAAACUGUUAGCCUAGCUUAGCACAAAGAGUGGAAGCAGAGGGAAAGAUUUAGCACAGUUCCAUCAGAAAAGAAAACAUCCACUGUCCAAAAACUCCAAAGCGUACAUUAGCAUUCUUUGCUAAUCAGCAGUCUGAACAUGUUGCUAUGGACCCGGAUGUGUUGAGGUUGUGACCCCUGACCCUGAUGACUCGUGGUCCUGACCUGUGAGUCUCUCCAGAUGUUUGGAUUGUUCCUUUAACAUUCUGACUGAACAAAACCAGGCCAGAUGUUUCAAUAUUGAGCUAAUCAGAUGGCAUCUUUUAGUAAACAUAUCCAGAGGUUGAAAAUAUACAGUAAUGUUCAAAAUAAUACCAGUCCAAUGUGACGAACGAGAUUAAUUCAGGUUUUUAGUAUAAUUUUUAUUGCUACAUGGCAAACAAGGUACCAGUAGGUGCAGUAGAUUCUCAGAAAACCAACAAGACCCAGCACACUCUUAAGGCUGUGCAAUUGGGCAAUUAGUUGAAAGGGGUGUGUUAAAAAAAAUUUAGCAGUGUCUGCCGUUUACUUUACAAACUCAAAACUAUUUUGUACAAACUUUUUUAUUUCUAGGAUUUAGCAAUCCUGUGAUCACUAAACUAAUAUUUAGUUGUAUGACCACAGUUUUUUAUAACUGCUUCACAUCUGUGUAGCAUGGAGUCGACCAACUUGUGGCUCCUUUCAGCUGUUAUUCCACUCAAAGAUUCUUUAACAACAUUCCACAAUUCAUUUACAUUUCUUGGUUUUGCUUCAGAAACAGCAUUUUUGAUGUCACCCCACAAGUUCUCAAUUGGAUUAAGGUCCGGGGAUUGGGCUGGCCACUCCAUAACAUCAAUGUUGUUGGUUUAGAACCAAGAUUUUGCUGGUUUACUAGUGUGUUUGGGGUCAUUGUCUUCUUGAAACACCCAUCUCAAGGACAUGUCCUCUUCAGCAUAAGGCAACAUGACCUCUUCAAUUAUUUUGACAUAUGCAAACAUAGUAUUUUGACAUAUGCAUAUGCAAUUUUGACAUGAUCCCUGGUAUGUGAUAAAUAGGCCCAACACCAUAGUAGGAGAAACAUUCCCAGAUCAUGAUGCUUGCACCACCAUGCUUCAAUGUCUUCACUGUGUACUGUGCUUGAAUUCAGAGUUUGGGGGUCAUCUCACAAACUCUGCGGGCCAGUUGAUGUGUUCUUUGGGUAAUUGUAACCUCUUUUGCACAUGCCUUUUUUUUAACAGAGGGACUUUGCGGGGGAUUCUUGUAAAUAGAUUAGCUUCACACAGACGUCUUCUAACUAUGCACAGCACUUACAGGUAACUCCAGACUGUCUUUGAUCAUCCUGGAGCUGAUCAUUGCCUUAGCCUUUGCCAUUCUGCUUAUUCUUCGAUCUAUUUUGAUGGUUGUCUUCCGUUUUCUGCCACGUGUCUCUGGUUUUGCUCUCCAUUUUAAAGCAUUGGAGAUCAUUUUAGCUGAACAGCCUAUAAUUGUUUGCACUUCUUUAUAAGUUUCCCCCUCUCCAAUAAAUUUUUUAAUCACAGUAAACUGUUCUUCUGAACAAUGUCUUGAACGACCCAUUAUCCUCAGGCUUUCAAAGAGAAAUGCAUGUUCAACAAGUGCUGGCUUCAUCCUUAAAUAGAGGGCAACUGAUUCACACCUGUUUUUCUACAAAAGUGAUGACCUCACUGAUUGAAUCCCACACUGCUAUUUUUUUUAACACACCCCUUUCGACUAAUUGCCCAAUUGCACAGCCUUAAGAGCGUGCAUAUCACGAAUGCUGGGUCUUGUUGGUUUUCUGAGAAUCUGCUGCACCUACUGGUACCUCGUUUGCCAUGUAGCAAUAAUAAAUAUACUAAAAACCUGAAUUAAUCUGGUUAGUCACAUUGGACUGCUAUUAUUUUGAACACUACUGUAAGAUGUUUUAGUUUUCUUCAGAAUUGUAUUUUUAUCGAAAAUGUGAUAAUGUGAUUUGAAUAAAUCAUGAAUAAUAAA
Molecule: messenger RNA, 5820 nt
Organism: Centropristis striata (black sea bass)
Lineage: Eukaryota; Metazoa; Chordata; Actinopteri; Perciformes; Serranidae
Gene: cyp7b1
Product: cytochrome P450 7B1
Exons: 6
Coding region: 351-1856 (501 amino acids)
Biological process (GO): cholesterol homeostasis; bile acid biosynthetic process
Molecular function (GO): steroid hydroxylase activity; iron ion binding; oxidoreductase activity, acting on paired donors, with incorporation or reduction of molecular oxygen
Source: RefSeq, a predicted model, not a curated record